UUUUGUGAACCGCGCGUCGGAGUUGCCCUUCAUCCGCUGCUGUCCGCAUCCUCUGGCUCGUAGUCGUAGGACACGGACCCCGCUUCAGCCCGGCACGUCCUUCUCCACCGCGCAUCCCAUCUCCUGGCGAGCGGCCGGUCACCGGCAGCCACAUCGCCGUCCAUCGCCUCCGCCGCGCCACCGAGUCGAUUGUGUCAAACAGAUCCCCAAUUCGCCGCAUCCGACUUGAUGGACGACCGCCGAAGAGGCGAGCGGGAGGUGAACCGGUGGCAUACAGGUCCUGAGGAGGCGCGUGAGAGGGACUCCGGCUCCUCCUCCCCGGCUGCCAUACUCCUCUUUGCCCUCAUCGGCGCCACUGUCACCACCGCUGCUGUUGGUCAACUGCGCCGCACCUUUGGCUGGUUCUACACUCAGCUUAGCAGAUCAGAACCAUAUGUCUACUGGGAAGACAUACCUCGUGGGCCGAAUAGGUGUGGUGAUGCGUGGCGAUAUUACCGGAGGACGCGUGAGACGAACGAGGAUCAGAGGAAGAGAGUGGAACGCAUCAUGCACAUGCAAGAUAUGUUCAAGAAGGAGAGAAGUAAAUGCCGGGAUUAUCGGACUCGUAAUGGCCAUAAUCCAACCUAUAAUCAGCAUAGUCGAAGAGAAGACUGGUAUGAAGAUGCAGAAACAUUUUAUGCCAAUCAAAGAACAAAUUUUAGAUCAAGGCCCAGGGAAGCAAUGCAGUACAGUAUGUCACAUCACUAUUCUGUCUUGGGCCUAAACAGGUCAAGACCAGAACCAUUUUCAGAUGCUGAGAUUAAGUAGGACUGUAGGAGGGCGGUGCAACCUGAAGAAAUUCAAGAGAAGCCACUCCGGGACGACUCGACAAAUGAUGCGGAGCAAGUCGGGAAGCCUGUGGUUGAAGAAGCAUUAGCAGUUUAGCACCACGAAGGUUGAAGAGGUUGCUUGAUGUAUUAUUGUUGGGCAAACAAUCCUGUGACUUAUGCAGAAGCAAUGUAAGGCUCGAACUAUGGAAUGGGUUGAGGCCAUGAAAUGAGGGAUAUAAAGUUCAUGGAUGACAACCAGGUUUGGAGCUGUCGGUCUGUUUGAUGGUGUCAAAAUUAUAGAAUGCACACGAAUAUUUCAGAAGAAACUAACAAGGAUGAAAGUUAGCUUAAAUUGGCUUGAAUCAUUCUAGCAAUUGAAACGUCAUUUGAUUAGGGCAACUCCAAACGGCCGACCAAAAUGGACAAGAGAUUUGUCCGUUCAGGUGGCCAAAUGGACAGGUGCCC
This is a messenger RNA of Triticum aestivum (bread wheat), 1274 nucleotides long. RefSeq names its product dnaJ homolog subfamily C member 7. The record is from RefSeq and is a predicted model, not a curated record. The transcript has 6 exons. Lineage: Eukaryota; Viridiplantae; Streptophyta; Magnoliopsida; Poales; Poaceae. The coding region runs from base 229 to 807 and encodes 192 amino acids.